CUGCCGCCGUUGCCCGGAUGCGGCUCCUCCCCCGCAAGAUGGCGGUGGGGCGGGCGGCGGCCCCGCUGUAGCGCCCGGUGCCGGUGCCGGCCCCGCCAUGGCGGACCUGGGCCGGCAGCUGCACGAAUACCUCGCGCAGUCCAAGGCUGCCGCCGCCGGCGGCCCCAGCGCGGGCCCCGCGUCGCCGCCCGCCGGCGGCUCGCAAGCGGAGGCGGGGGACAGCGGUGGUGUGCGGGCCUGGCUGGGCGCGCUGAACCCGUUCCCACCGGGCGCUGUCCCCGGCGCCCCGGGCGGCGCUGCGUGGCCGUGGGCGGGCGAGGUGGACCCGUGGCUGCCGGGGCUUUCGCGCUGGCAGCGGCUGGUGGGCAGCGCGCUGUGCGUGCUGCUGGCCGCGCUGUGCUUCGGGCUGGCCGCGCUGUGCGCGCCGCUGCUGCUGCUCCGCGCCCGCAAGUUCGCGCUUCUCUGGUCGCUCGGCUCGCUGUGCGCGCUGGUCGCCGCCGCGCUGCUGCGCGGGCCCGCCCGGCUGCUGCGGGAGCCCGGGCGCGGGGCGCUGCUGUACCUGGCGGCGCUGUUCGGGACGCUGUACGCCGCGCUGGGGCUGCGCAGCACCGCGCUCACCGCGCUGGGCGCCGCCGCACAGCUCGGCACCGCCGCCGCCGCGCUCCUGGCCGCGCUCCCCGGCGGGGCCGCUGGCCUGCGCCGCUUGGCCGGCCUGCUCCGCGCCGCGCUGAGCGGCCGAGGCAAGGCACUGCCCGUGUGA
This is a messenger RNA of Corapipo altera (White-ruffed manakin), 760 nucleotides long. It is a transcript of the gene SFT2D3, whose product is annotated as SFT2 domain containing 3. Gene Ontology annotation, cellular component: membrane. NCBI's taxonomy places the organism in Eukaryota, Metazoa, Chordata, Aves, Passeriformes, Pipridae. The record is from RefSeq and is a predicted model, not a curated record. Gene Ontology annotation, biological process: vesicle-mediated transport. The transcript has a single exon. The coding region runs from base 98 to 760 and encodes 220 amino acids.